Molecule: messenger RNA, 648 nt
Organism: Aspergillus aculeatinus CBS 121060
Lineage: Eukaryota; Fungi; Ascomycota; Eurotiomycetes; Eurotiales; Aspergillaceae
Product: carbonic anhydrase
Exons: 1
Coding region: 1-648 (215 amino acids)
Biological process (GO): carbon utilization; cellular response to carbon dioxide; cellular response to oxidative stress
Cellular component (GO): cytoplasm
Molecular function (GO): zinc ion binding; carbonate dehydratase activity
Source: RefSeq, a predicted model, not a curated record
AUGCCAUCCUCCCCAUCAGAUCGCUUCAUGUCGGCUCUGCACCAGAACAAGGACUGGGCAGCCAAGAUCGCCAAGGAGGAUCCUCAACUCUUCCCCACGCUCGCCGUAGGCCAGCAGCCCGAGAUCCUGUGGAUCGGGUGCUCCGACUCGCGGUGCCCUGAAACCACCCUGCUGGGCCUCAAGCCUGGCGACGUCUUCGUCCACCGUAACAUUGCCAACGUGCUGCACGCCAGCGACCUCAGCUCGUCGGCCGUGAUCGAGUACGCCGUGAAGCACCUGCGCGUCAAGCACGUGGUCGUGUGCGGCCACACCAGCUGCGGUGGUGUCGCUGCCGCCCUGGGCAACAAGCAGCUGGGCAUUCUGGACCCGUGGCUCAUGCCCCUCCGCCAGCUCCGCGAGCAGCACCUGAGCCUGCUCAACUCGCUUCCCACCGACGAGGCCAACCUUAAGCUCGUCGAGCUGAACGUCCACGAGGGUGUCAAGACGCUCAAGCAGAAGAGUGUCGUGCUCGAUGCUAUUCAGGAGCGGGGCCUGCGCGUCCACGGCCUGAUCUAUGAUGUCGGAAGCGGUGUGCUCCGGGAGUUGGAUACCGAUGAGCCCGAGGAGGCCAUCAAGGCGCGUCUCACUUCGUUCAAGACCGACGUCUAG